AUGCCUGGCGUUCCUAACAGCCCCCGAGCUCUCGACUCGUACGAGCAGCUGAAGAAGGGCGUGAAGAACCUCUUCAGCCGGAAGAAGAAGGCUGCCAAGAAGGGCCCGGAGACUGACGAGCCCGAGGCCACGGCCGAUUCGGGCGAGGCCACUGCUCCCUCGGCCACCGAUGCCAGCCGCGCCGAGCCUGCUGCGGCGCUUGAAACUCAGACUGAGUCGGUCACGGCGGACCAGCCUGCUCAGCCUGCCGUCUCUGUCCACGAGAACACUGGCCCUGCUCAGGUCACUGAGGAACCGUCCAAGUAG
Messenger RNA from Penicillium lagena, 306 nucleotides. RefSeq lists its product as uncharacterized. The record is from RefSeq and is a predicted model, not a curated record. The transcript has 4 exons. Bases 1 to 306 code for a protein of 101 amino acids. NCBI's taxonomy places the organism in Eukaryota, Fungi, Ascomycota, Eurotiomycetes, Eurotiales, Aspergillaceae.